Molecule: messenger RNA, 2781 nt
Organism: Carassius carassius (crucian carp)
Lineage: Eukaryota; Metazoa; Chordata; Actinopteri; Cypriniformes; Cyprinidae
Product: sushi repeat-containing protein SRPX-like
Exons: 10
Coding region: 132-1478 (448 amino acids)
Source: RefSeq, a predicted model, not a curated record
GCUCUGUGCGCGCGCGCGCGUUGGUCGAAGAGCUCUAGUAUUUCUGGAGAGUAGGCGGGCUCGGGCUGGUGCUCUGAUUCUAGACUAGGAAUGCACCAGAGGUCUCCCAGCAGCUCCUGGACUUCCUAAAGAUGGACAACUGGACGUGUGUGUAUAUGAUAGUGGCACUUCAACUGUCCGGGAGUUUCGCAUAUGACGGCUCUGGAUACUGGCCGUACACUGAUGAUGAAGAUGUGCGAUACACAGGUGCUCCAUGGUGUGCCCCAGUGAAGGUUAAACAUGGUCAUGUCAGCUGCCAGACACCACGCGGAGAACGUAAUAAGAAUGUUCUGGGAACUCGGUGCAAGAUCCGCUGUAAGACGGGCUACGAGAUGCACGGCAGCAGUGAGAUCCUCUGUAUGGCCAGCAAACAGUGGUCAGGAAACUACGCUUGCAGAGAAGUCCGCUGUCCUAAACUGGCCAUGCCAUCUAACGGAGGUUAUAAGUGUUCAGACGGAUCAUACUUCAACUCCCGCUGCCAGUUUUUCUGCUCAACGGGAUACACACUUCGAGGAGACCUCAGUGCCACCUGCCAAAGCAGCAGAACGUGGAGUGGGGGCAACAGUGUGUGUGUGGAUGUGGAUCCCCCAGUUAUUAAGUGUACUAAUAUAAAGGAGAAGACCGCUGAACCAGGGAAACUCACCGCCAAAGUGACAUGGGACACCCCAGAGGGCAAAGACACAGCAGAUGGCAUCCUAACAGAUGUUAUACUGAAAGGAAAGCCGUCAGGCUCGCACUUCCCAGAAGGGAAUCAUAAAUUAUCAUACACUGUGUUUGACCGUGCUGAGAACAAGGCGACCUGCAGGUUCAAUGUCCGAGUGAGAGUGCAUCGCUGUACUCCUCUCUCUGUCCCUGACAAUGGCUGGAUGAAAUGUGACAGCGCGGGUGAUAAUUACGGGGCCACGUGUGAGUUCCGCUGUCUGGGCGGCUAUGAGCUGAGGGGCAGCGCCGCCAGAGUCUGCCAGUUUAACAUGGAGUGGUCUGGCCUGGAGACGUCCUGUGCUCCCAUGAAUAUUAAUGUUGGUGUGCGGUCUGCUGCUGCAUUACUGGACCAGUUCUAUGAGAAACGUCGUAUUCUGAUAAUCUCCACCCCUUCAGCUGCCAAUCACUACUACAGAUUCCAAAUGACUAAUUUACAGCAAGCCCAGUGUGGUCUGGACUUGAGACAUGUGACAGUGAUUGAGUUGGUGGGGGUUUAUCCAGCUCAGAUCGGCCGCAUCAGACACAGACUCAUCCCUCCAGCACUAGCUCUACAGCUCAGGUUGCUGCUGCAGCUGUCUCAGAACUCAUUUAACAUGGUGCUGCUGGACAAACAGGGAGUGGAUAAGGAGCGCUACACUUUCCCCAUCACCGCAGCAGAAAUCUUUACCACCAUUGACACGUUUCCGCUCCGCACUGAGGAGGUCACACUACAGAAAGAGGCUGGACAGAGCUGCUAGAUAUAUAUACACAGUACACACAUUUACACAUCUGAUCCUACUGGGUAUAAAGCUACCAAACCACACAAGAGAGAGUCUGGUUAGUGCUACAUCUUAAUCACAUAUUGAAAACAUACACACAUCUCUAAACAUGAGUCUCUGUUUUUAGUCUUUUUUUAUGAUGCUCUACUCUGUUUUAUUUGCCCGGUGUCUCUAUUUAUGUCAGAGUGGACAGUUUACUUUUUUUUUUUUUUUAAUAUAUUAAAGCAAUAUUAUUGCAAUAUUUAAUGCAAAAAUGUUUGAUGAUUGACUUUGAGAGCAUGGGACUCCGCUUUCUUAAAAUGCCAGUCAUGUUUAUCUUGGUUCUCUGGUUUGUCAAAUAAAUAUACUCAAAUUGAAUUGAGUACAACGGAAGUAUGAUAAAUGUGUUUUCAAUUUAUUAUAUAUGGAAUAAUUUAUUAAAUGUCACAGUGGUGAAAAAGGGAGAAGGCUAACAUUAUUGGAAGUACUUUGGCAUAGUCAGUUUCUUAGAAGAAAUACAACAAUUUGAGAUUAAAUAAAAGGCUAAUAAACACAAGAUGAGUAGGGAAUGCCACAUUUUUAAAUAGAUUGAAACAGAAAAGUUAUUUUAAAUUGAAAUCAUAUUUGUACUGAAUUUUUGAUCAAAUAAAUACAGCUUUUACGAGCAUGAGACUUCUUUCAAAUAAUAUACAGUAUACUGUAUAUAAAUGUGUAUGUGUGUCUGCAUGUAUGUAGAAAGAGAGAGUAAUAUAGAACACUGCAAAUAAUGAUUAAGACGCGGAAGAAAAGAGUAAUGAAACAGCAACAGUUGUUUAAUUAUAGUUUAUUCUCUUUCUGAAGAUGAUAAAUUACAGUGCAGAACAGUCCUAAACACUGUCUUUCUGACGAGAGUGUGGAAACAGCACACAUACACUGAACAUGCUGUGAAUCAAACAGCUUCAGACUAUUUUAGACACUGUAACACUUGGAUGUCAAACAGUGAGCCUUAUACAUGCCAUAAAAUCUAAUUUGUUUAUACAGUAAGUUGUCUAUAAGGUCUAUUCACUUGACUGAUGCUAACAAAAGUAUUAUAGAUAUUAAGGACACAUUCAUGGAGACCUCACAGCGACACGAUGGCUCAAUAGCAUCGACUGGGGAAUUAUCUAUUAAACUCAGCUCAAAACUCAAUAUAGGGGCUCUAAGCAUUGUGCUUAUGCAGUAUGUGUGCAUAUGUAUGUGUGUGUGUUUUGUGAUCCUUUCCUGUAUUAAAAUCUAAUAUUUUCUAUUUCUACCCACUUUUAUGCUAUAAAUUCAAUUCAAAUCA